Messenger RNA from Oryza sativa Japonica Group (Japanese rice), 1771 nucleotides. RefSeq lists its product as uncharacterized. The record is from RefSeq and is a predicted model, not a curated record. Lineage: Eukaryota; Viridiplantae; Streptophyta; Magnoliopsida; Poales; Poaceae.
ACACACGCGACGUGGUGGUCGUCAACCUGUCGUCGUCGUCGCCGAUCGAUCGACAAGCGUACGUACGCCUACGCUACGCCCCCGCCGCGCAACCAACCAAAGAAACCAACCCCCCGACUGCAACUGCUACCCGAAUCCACCAGAGUCAUUGCGCGCGCGCGAGAGAGAGGAGGAAAAGCAAGCUUAGGUAAGGAGCCCGAGAAAAGCAACACACACCACCACCUCACCUCUUUUUCUUGACGAGGGAAGAAAUCAAGAAAAGGAGGAGGAGGAGGAGAAGGCGGCCUCACGUUGCGGAGCGAGAUAGGCGGGCGGGGAGGGGGAGCUAAUGGGGAACGUGACGUCGUCGGUGGCGGCGAGGCUGGCCUUCUUCCCGCCGGAGCCACCCACGUACGAGCUGGUGGCGGAGGAGGGCGGCGGCGGAGGAGGGGUGGUGAGGAUGACGGGGGUGUCGGCGGACGCCGGCGUGGAGGUGCACGCGCUGCCGACCAAGGGAGGGACGCGCGUCGUCGCCGCCUUCUGGCGCCACCCCUCCGCGCGCCUCACGCUGCUCUACUCCCACGGCAACGCCGCCGACCUCGGCCAGAUGCUCGGCCUCUUCCUCGAGCUCCGCGCCCACCUCCGCGUCAACAUCAUGAGCUAUGAUUAUUCAGGAUAUGGGGCCUCUACAGGCAAACCAUCAGAAUACAACACAUACUGUGACAUAGAGGCUGUUUAUGACUGUUUAACGAAGGUGUACGGGAUUGAACCAGAGGAUCUAAUCUUGUAUGGACAAUCAGUUGGAAGUGGACCAACAUUGCAUUUAGCCUCGCGCUUGGAAAAAUUAAGAGGGGUUGUCCUUCACAGUGCUAUACUUUCAGGCAUUCGGGUUCUAUAUCCGGUAAAAGUAACACUUUGGUUUGAUAUCUUCAAGAACAUCGACAAAAUAAAGCAGGUUGACUGUCCAGUGCUGGUUAUACAUGGCACAGCAGACGACAUCGUCGAUUUCUCCCACGGCAAGCGGCUAUGGGAGCUCGCGAAGGAGAAGUACGAGCCCUUAUGGGUGAAAGGUGGCGGCCACUGCAACCUGGAGACGUACCCUGAAUACAUCAGGCAUCUGAGGAAGUUCAUCAACGCGAUGGAGAAGCUCUCCAAGGAUAAGACAGCCAAAGCGCCCCAGUUGGCGCCGUCGUCCUCGAACAAUAACAUGACCGAAGUAAAACACAACAAGUGCUUGAGAUUCGGCAAGAGAUGAAACUGGAGAGCAGCUGAUUCCAUCGUUUUUAGCCGUUGUCACUUGUCACAAUCUACUAACCGUGCAAUAGCUGUCGUUGCUCCAUGAUCGUAUGGAGGAAGAAGAAGAAGACGAAGAAUCUGACAGGGAAGGGAGACAGCUUAUGUGAAGGAAAAGGAGUGUGUUCUGAAUUCUGAUGCUGCACAAGAAUGGUCAGUGUGAGUUUCAUCAGAUUGGAGAACAGAUGUAUACUUGUGGGUAGCAGCUUGGAUGGAGAAAUGGAGAUGCGAUGAGAAAGUGUUAGCCGUGAGCUGAAUCGAGGGGAGCUUAGUGGAAGCAGGAGAUAUGUAGUAGCAAUGUUCUGUAGUUCAGUUUACGAGCCCUCUGGGGUUCUGUUUUCUUACUUAUUAUUAUUCAGUUUGUACUAUUAGCUGCAGAUGUGCAAAUGCAAAAGAAGGGAAUCGAUUAAUUCGAAUUGAUUGCAGAAACUCAGGUACCAUAUGCCUUUGAGCGACUCUUUCUAGAUUUAACAUUGUUUCAAGCAGCAUUUACUCCCUC